Pyricularia pennisetigena is the source of this 1545-nucleotide messenger RNA. RefSeq lists its product as uncharacterized. The coding region runs from base 1 to 1545 and encodes 514 amino acids. Gene Ontology annotation, cellular component: endoplasmic reticulum membrane. NCBI's taxonomy places the organism in Eukaryota, Fungi, Ascomycota, Sordariomycetes, Magnaporthales, Pyriculariaceae. Gene Ontology annotation, molecular function: metalloendopeptidase activity. The record is from RefSeq and is a predicted model, not a curated record. Gene Ontology annotation, biological process: CAAX-box protein processing. The transcript has 5 exons.
AUGCCUACUCCCCUAGAUAACGCCAUGAAGUCCAAGAAUGCUAUUCUCGCAUUCACGGGAUUGGUGACUGGUGCCGCCGUCUGGGCCAUCUGGGGCGGCGAUAUGUUUCCCAAGGAGUCCGACCCAAAAGGCGACCCAGAUACAUGGACUCAUGAAGAACUGAGGAGAUGGCUUGCUGCUCGUCUCGCGCGGUUCUUGGACCGUCCACUAUUUCCCUGGAAGAAGCUCAUUCUCGGCUUCUCCCUCGCACACUACUUCUUCGAAAGCUUUUUGUCCCUCCGUCAGUACCGGGUCCUCCAAGCAACCAAGCCACCCAAGGUUCUCGAGCAGCAAAUCUCCCAGGAGGUCUUCGACAAGAGUCAAGCUUACGGCCGCGCAAAGGCCAAGUACGGUUUCGUCAGCAAGCUUUGGGGCCAGAUCCAGAACAUCGCCUUUAUACAAUAUGACAUCUUGCCCAAGCUCUGGGCGUGGUCGGGCAGACUGCUGCUCAGCUAUGCGCCCGCCCGCUUCACCGGUGAAAUCUCGCAGUCCAUCGUCUUCGUCCUCGCCUUCGUCAUGAUCCAACAGGUUCUCUCGCUGCCCACUUCGAUCUAUCACACCUUCGUCCUCGAGGAGAAGUUCGGGUUCAACAAGCAAACGCCCAAGCUCUUCAUCACGGAUCUCAUCAAGUCGCAGCUGCUCACCGUCGUCCUUACCCCACCCAUCCUGGCCGGCUUCCUCAAGAUCAUCCAGAAGACGGGCGAUCAGUUCUUUUACUACCUCUGGAUGUUCGGUGCCUUCCUCCAGGUCUUCAUGAUCACCGUCUACCCGAUCGCCAUUCUGCCUUUGUUUAACAAACUGUCUCCGCUGGAACCCGGCGAACUCAAGACGGGAGUUGAGGCUUUGGCCAAGAGGCUCAACUUUCCGCUGCACGAGCUCUAUGUGAUUGAUGGCAGCAAGCGCUCUGCUCACAGCAAUGCCUACUUCUUUGGCCUGCCGUGGAAGAAGCAUAUUGUCAUCUACGACACCUUGAUUGAGAAGAGCGAAACCCAGGAGGUCGUUGCUGUGCUCGCGCACGAGCUCGGCCACUGGAAGCUUGGCCAUACCACCAGCCUGUUUGGAAUUGCCCAGGCGCACUUCUUCUACAUCUUCACGCUCUUCUCUGUAUUCAUCAACAACAAGUCUCUGUACGCCGACUUUGGGUUUGUCAACGAGCGACCCAUCAUCAUUGGGUUCCUGCUCUUCUCGGAUGCGCUCGCGCCCAUGGAUGUUCUUAUCCAGCUGGGUAUGAACAUUCUGAGCCGCAAGUUCGAGUUCCAGGCCGACGACUUCGCCAAGGGCCUUGGAUACCCGGUUGAGCUGGCACGGUCUCUGAUUAAGCUUCAGAUCCAGAACCUGAGCAACAUGGAUGCCGACUGGAUGUACGCUAGCUACCACUUCUCGCACCCGAUUUUGUCAGAGAGGCUUAGGGCGCUUGGAUGGCAGUCGAACGAGAAGAUUGAUAUCAAGGAGAAGAAGGAAACGGAUGAGGGUGUAGUCAAGGCCUCGGGAAGAGAUGAACUGUAG